CCUUCCAGGCUUGGUUAGAGCGUGUGGCCUCCAUGUCUUUACGCCGGUGUGCCCUGCUGUGGGCCCGGCUCCCGGUGGGGCGACGGGCCGGCCAGCGGGCGGCCGUGUGCUCUCCCGUGGGCGCCCACCUGGGAGCCUUUCCUGGGCCGCUGGGGCGCGCUCCCGCCCUCGCCGCCUCCUCGGCGUCGGGUGGCUCCAAAGCCCCGAACACGUCCUUGUUCGUGCCCCUGACUGUGAAACCUCAGGGCCCCAGCGCCGAUGGCGACGUCGGGGCCGAGCUGACCAGGCCUCUGGACAAGAAUGAAGUAAAGAAGAUCUUAGACAAGUUUUAUAAAAGGAAAGAAAUUCAAAAACUGGGUGCUGAUUAUGGACUCGACGCUCGUCUGUUUCACCAAGCUUUCAUCAGCUUCAGAAAUUACAUUCUGCAGUCUCAUUCCCUGGAUGUGGACAUUCACAUUGUUUUGAAUGACAUUUGCUUCAGUGCAGCCCAUGUGGAUGACUUAUUUCCAUUUUUCCUGAGACAUGCCAAACAAAUAUUUCCUGUGUUGGAGUGUAAGGAUGAUCUACGUAAAAUCAGUGACUUAAGAAUACCACCUAACUGGUACCCAGAAGCCAGAGCCAUACGUCGGAAGAUAGUAUUUCAUUCGGGCCCCACAAACAGUGGAAAGACUUACCACGCGAUCCAGAAAUACUUCUCAGCCAAGUCUGGAGUAUAUUGUGGCCCUUUAAAAUUACUGGCCCAUGAGAUCUUCGAAAAGAGUAAUACUGCUGGCAUACCAUGUGACUUGGUGACAGGCGAAGAGCGUGUGACAGUGGCGGCCGAUGGCAGACAAGCUGCCCAUGUUUCCUGUACUGUUGAGAUGUGCAGUGUUACUACUCCUUAUGAAGUGGCUGUAAUAGAUGAAAUUCAGAUGAUUAGAGAUCCUGCCAGAGGAUGGGCCUGGACCAGAGCACUCCUAGGACUCUGUGCUGAAGAAGUUCAUUUAUGUGGAGAAUCUGCUGCUAUCGAUCUGGUCACUGAGCUGCUCUACACAACUGGGGAGGAGGUGGAGGUUCAAAGCUAUGAGAGGCUAACUCCCAUCUCCAUUCUGGACCAUGCUCUAGAAUCUUUAGAUAACCUUCGGCCUGGAGACUGCAUUGUUUGUUUUAGCAAGAAUGACAUUUAUUCUGUGAGUCGACAGAUUGAAAUUCGAGGGUUGGAAUCAGCUGUUAUAUAUGGCAGUCUCCCACCUGGGACCAAACUUGCUCAAGCAAAAAAAUUUAAUGAUCCUAAUGAUCCAUGUAAAAUCCUGGUUGCCACAGAUGCAAUUGGCAUGGGGCUUAAUUUGAGCAUAAGGAGAAUCAUAUUUUACUCCCUUAUAAAGCCCAGUAUCAAUGAAAAGGGAGAGAAAGAACUAGAACCAAUCACUACCUCGCAAGCUCUGCAGAUUGCUGGAAGAGCUGGGAGGUUCAGCUCACAGUUUAAAGAAGGAGAAGUGACAACUAUGAAUCGAGAAGACCUCAGUUUAUUAAAGGAAAUUUUGAAUAGGCCUUUGGAUCCAAUAAAGGCAGCCGGUCUUCAUCCAACUGCUGAGCAGAUUGAAAUGUUUGCCUACCAUCUCCCGGAUACAACCCUUUCUAAUCUCAUUGAUAUUUUUGUAGACUUUUCACAAGUUGAUGGACAGUACUUUGUCUGCAAUAUGGAUGAUUUUAAAUUUUCUGCAGAGUUGAUCCAGCAUAUUCCAUUAAGUCUGCGAGUGAGGUAUGUGUUCUGCACAGCUCCUAUCAACAAGAAGCAGCCUUUUGUCUGUUCUUCAUUGUUACAGUUUGCCAGGCAGUUUAGCAGAAAUCAGCCACUGACCUUUGCAUGGUUACGCCGAUACAUCAAAUGGCCUUUACUUCCACCUAAAAAUAUUAAGGACCUUAUGGAUCUUGAAGCUGUCCAUGAUGUUUUGGAUCUUUACCUGUGGCUGAGCUACCGAUUUAUGGAUAUGUUUCCAGAUGGCAGCGUUGUUCGAGACCUCCAGAAAGAACUAGAUAAGAUUAUCCAAGAUGGUGUGCACAACAUCACCAAACUGAUUAAAAUCUCUGAGUCACGGAAGCUAUUGAAUUUGGAGAGCUUGUCGGGAACCUUGAAGAACCAAUCAAGAAGGUUACGCAGCACCAAAACUACAGUAGGCAAAGCUGCUGAGCCUCCCAGCACCAGUGCCAGCGAGAUCUCCCUGGCUUCCAGGCUGGUGAAACAAGGACUCCUCACUCCAGACAUGCUGAAGCAGCUUGAGAAAGAGUGGCUGACUCAGCAAACUGAACAGAAUAAAGAAAGAACUGAGCCUGGACUUAACUCAAAAGGGUCAAGAAGGAAGAAGAAGGAACCCAAUUCUGAAUAGAUUUUUUUGUUUUUUAGUUU
Molecule: messenger RNA, 2386 nt
Organism: Dipodomys ordii (Ord's kangaroo rat)
Lineage: Eukaryota; Metazoa; Chordata; Mammalia; Rodentia; Heteromyidae
Gene: Supv3l1
Product: suppressor of var1, 3-like 1 (S. cerevisiae)
Exons: 15
Coding region: 33-2366 (777 amino acids)
Biological process (GO): RNA catabolic process; mitochondrial RNA 3'-end processing
Cellular component (GO): mitochondrial degradosome
Molecular function (GO): hydrolase activity, acting on acid anhydrides; RNA helicase activity; ATP binding
Source: RefSeq, a predicted model, not a curated record